GCCUGCCCGAGACCGCCUGCAGCCCAGCUUCCUGGGUCAGCACUAGCCUGGCCCAGCCCAGCCCUGCUCAGCCCAGCCCUUUCCUACUCGGUCCCUCCAUUCAUGUCUUGACCGCAGCUGGCCCGGGACCGGUCCCCCACUUCCACGACUCGGCCUGGCAGCUGAAGAUGCCGGCGGCUUCCCCAGCUCCAGCUCCCUCUCCAGACUCCCGGUAGAGAAGGGGGUCGGACUCUGCGGGGAGCUGAGCGCAGCUGGACUGGACCGCGCCUGGGCCCCCGGGGGACCCUUCGGGAAGCAGCUUGGGCUGCUGCUUCUGCUUUGGAGGAGGGAGGAGGAGGAGGUGGAGGAGAGGGAGGUCCAGGGUAGCCUGUAGAGGUGUGGAUCCUGGCCUAGCCCGAGCCUUGCCUGGCCCAGAAGAUGCUGUGGCCAUCUGUGCUGGGCCCAGGAAUUGGAGUCUUGCUGCUACUUGGCAUGACAGGUUCAGUGGAGAUAGUGGUCCCCGAUGACCCCGUGGUGGCCCUAGUGGGCUUGGAUGCCACCUUGCCUUGCUCCUUCCUGCCUGGCCCCAACUUCACCCUGGCCCAGCUCAGCCUCAUCUGGCAGCUGACGGACACCAAGCGGCUGGUGCAUAGCUUCAGUCAGGGCCAGGACCAGCUGGCUGACCAGGGCAGUGCCUACACCAACCGGACCGCCCUCUUCUACGACCAGCUGGCCCAAGGCAACGUCUCCCUCCUGCUCCGCCGGGUGCACAUCGCUGACGAGGGCAGCUUCACCUGCUUUGUGCAAAUCCAACAUUACAGCAGCGCUGCUGUCAGCCUGCAGGUGGCUGCGUCCUACUCCAAGCCCAGCAUGACUCUGGAGCCCAGCAAGGACCUGAAGCCAGGAGACACAGUAACCAUCACCUGUUCCAGCUACGGUGGCUACCCAGAGGCUGAGGUGAUCUGGCGGGAUGGUCAGGGGGGCGUCCUGGCUGGCAACGUGACGACCUCCCAUCUGGCUAACUCAGAGGGGCUUUUUGAUGUGCUCAGCGUGCUGAGGGUCACGCUGGGGGCCAAUGGCACUUACAGCUGCCUGGUGAGGAACACGGUGUUACAGGAAGAGGCCUCUGGCUUUGUCAUCAUCACAGGCCAGGUGAUGACGUUCCCACCGGAGGCUCUUUGGGUGACUGUGGGGCUUUCUAUCUGCCUCCUGGGACUGCUGGUGGCCCUCGCCUAUGUGUGCCGGAAGAAAAUAAAGCAGAGCUGUGAGGAAGAGAAUGCUGGGGCUGAGGACCAGGAUGGAGAUGGAGAAGGAUCCAAGACAGCUCUGCAGCCUCUGAAACAUGUGGACAGUACAGAAGAUGAAGGGCAAGAAAUAGCCUGACCUAGGAGGAUGGACGGUGCAUGUGGGGAGGCACGUCAGAACCGAUCCUGAGCUCCUCCAGCUGUGGAUGCCUGCUCCGCCUCUCACACCACAGGAAGCUGGAGGUGGGACCCAGAACCGUCCUCUACCUGUGAGCCUCUGGCCUUACACGUUGUGAACCCGCCACCCUGCUGCCUCGUUUAUCCAGUGGGUACAAUACACAGUCAACCCUGCUGGUGGACAUGAUAAACAGACCAUCUCACUACCUUAUUUCUCCAGUAGAAAUGAUACGUAGACCUCCCCGCUGCCUUAUUUCUCUGGUGGACAUGAUAAUAAUAGCGCCUAUUCCUAUAACUGCUUUAAAGUUUACAAAGUACUUUCCUCCCAACAAGCCUGGGAGGUUGUGCAAAUGUCAUCCCCAUUUUAGAGAGGAGGAGACUGAGGCUCUGAGCUGUCCUCCUGCGCACUCACGUCCAGGGUCACCGCUUGACUGCAUUGUUUCUCCAAGGGGUCCAAUACACUGACUACCUUCUGCCUUGAUUUUUACCUCACCCGCCCUCCAGAUGUGGACAGUGCUCUGGGAGCUUUUUUCUACCCAUAGAGGGGUCUUCACUGUUGCCCUAAGACAUGUACGCACAUGCCACCUGAAUGCACAUAGCACCCAUACACAAUCAUCUGAUCAUGUGUGUGCAUGUGCAUGCAACAUGCAAAUACAACAUACUAAAUGUGCACACACUGUGUGUGCACACAUAUAACACAACACAGCCCCCCUCACUCAUUCGCACCUACAUUUGUGCGUCCAUGGGAAGCAUGCACAUAUAGAGUACAUGUGUAUACGUGUGUUUUUGGAGGCUAAGGAAAUGAGCACACACCACACAUGCACACCAUACGUGCUUAUCCACAUAGAAGCCACCCCCAGAGCCCUCAUGCAAUUAGAGCUCCCUUCUGGAUCUCUUCUGUCCAUUCUCACGGUCUUCCCCAUCUAGGGAGCCGCGUGCUGGUCAUGCUGUUUCUCUAGGAGCACUGGGGCAAGGCAGGGCAGUAACCCUUGGAGCGGGUACAGCCUGAAUGUUGGGGUGAGGAGUGCCCAGGAGACGAAUCAGUACCUCUACCCUGAAAGUUUGGAAUAACUGUUUCCCUUCCCAGGAGGGCAACCUUGGGACUCUGCUACUUCCGCCUUGAGCAAUCCUGUAUACCCCACAACUUUGGGACCCGAUGCCCUGACAUUUUCCUAGACUCUAUACUCAUCCUCUCUACCUGCCCCCACCCUUGCCCUGUUCCCUCCAGGGUGGACACACCCCACACAUUGGGGGCCACUUUUAGGGAUGAUGGUAUGGGUGGGGUAUGGUGCCAACCCAGUCUCUCCCCAGGGCCUUGGGGAACCUACCUGUCAGGAUCCAAGCCCUCUUCCUAAGAUGGCAAUGCCAAUUUUGGGCAGCAGGUGUCAGCCAUGGACCCCGCAUAGGCCUUGAGCAGUUAACUAAAAGCCACGCCUCUGGUACAGAUCUCAGGCAGUGACGUCAGCUGUGGCUGAUUCCAUCUUUCCUGGGAGCUGAAGGUCAGUGCCUUAUGCCCCUCGCCAACCAGAGGAGCCCAGGAAAGUAAAUCUCAGAGAACCAAACCCUUGCAGCUCAGGCAUCUAGAGAGAGUGUGGCGGGUCUGACUCUUUUCUUUGUUUGCCUUAAAUACAAUGGGGUAGAGUGGGGGUGGACGUUACCUCCAAUGGUGCUGGG
Molecule: messenger RNA, 3074 nt
Organism: Vombatus ursinus (common wombat)
Lineage: Eukaryota; Metazoa; Chordata; Mammalia; Diprotodontia; Vombatidae
Gene: CD276
Product: CD276 molecule
Exons: 8
Coding region: 418-1362 (314 amino acids)
Source: RefSeq, a predicted model, not a curated record